This is a messenger RNA of Erigeron canadensis, 1005 nucleotides long. Its product is annotated as hepatoma-derived growth factor-related protein 2. The record is from RefSeq and is a predicted model, not a curated record. Lineage: Eukaryota; Viridiplantae; Streptophyta; Magnoliopsida; Asterales; Asteraceae. The transcript has 5 exons. The coding region runs from base 31 to 867 and encodes 278 amino acids.
CGACCUUCCUUUUAAAACUAAACAAUAACAAUGUCUUCUGAAGAUGAAAAAAAGCUGAAAAAAGAAGAAGAAGAUGAUGAUGAAAAUGAUGAUAAGCCCAUCACUUCUCUUCAAAACAAGAACAAAAAAUCACUUUCCUUAAAAGAUGCAAAGCAAAAGAAAGAAGCUUCAUCUUCAUCCUCUAAAAUCAAGAAAGAAGAACAAGAUUCCGGUGAAGAUUUUACACCCAAGAAAAAAACACCUACUAAUGUUAAGCCCAAAAAAGAAGCAGCCACUGCAAGUGCUGAAAAGAAGAAGGUACCCAACAGUGAGGUCAAGAAGGAAAAAACUGGGACUUCUGACAAGAAAAAAGGGGGGAAAAUAAGUGAGCAAAAUGGAAAGAAACAAGAAGAAAAGAAAAGAGGUGGAAAGGUGGAAGAUUCAACUGUUAAGAAGGAGACGAAGCAAAAGAAGGUGUACGAUUUACCUGGUCAAAAACGUGACCCUCCGGAAGAGAGAGACCCGCUAAGGAUUUUCUAUGAAUCCUUGUACAAGCAGAUACCAAAUAGUGAAAUGGCUGCAAUUUGGAUGAUGGAAUCAGGCUUGCUUGCAAAAGAUGUUGCUAAGAAAAUAUUUGAGGCAAAACAUCAAAAGGCUCAACAACAAAAACUUGGUUCACCCAUGAAAAAAGUAGUUACUGUGAAGAAACAAAGUGCUUCAUCUGUUUCAAUCACGAAAAAGACCAAUGUUUCAACUGAAAAGAAAAAAACCCUACCAACUAAAGCUCCAUCUGCACAACCAAAGAAAAGAAAGAUUGUGGAUGAAUCAAGUGAUGAUGAUGAUGAUUUUGUUUUAAGUCGAAAAAUCAAGAAGCCAAAAGUGGCUUGAUCCCGGAUCAUGGUUAGGUAUUUCUGUUAACUUAGAAUGUAGUUUAGUUUCUAUCUGCUGACGUUCAAAGAUACUGUACUUUCUGAAUAUGAAAUUGUGAUCGUUUCACAUUCAAUGAAUUCGCUUCUUGUCUUUUUA